Trichomonas vaginalis G3 is the source of this 3408-nucleotide messenger RNA. RefSeq names its product ATP binding. Gene Ontology annotation, molecular function: ATP binding; ATP-dependent protein folding chaperone. The coding region runs from base 1 to 3408 and encodes 1135 amino acids. NCBI's taxonomy places the organism in Eukaryota, Parabasalia, Trichomonadida, Trichomonadidae. Gene Ontology annotation, cellular component: cytosol; nucleus. The transcript has a single exon. Gene Ontology annotation, biological process: protein folding. The record is from RefSeq and is a predicted model, not a curated record.
AUGGAGGUAUGUGUUGGCAUUGAUUGUGGAACUACAAAUUCAUGCAUAGCAUAUGCUGAUAACAUAAAUUCGGAUGGAAAGGUAAUACAAGUUAAUGGAAAAAACUUUGUUCCAACAAAUUUAAUUUAUUAUAAAAAUUCUAAUGAACCAUUAGCAUGUGUUGACAAAUCAACUUCGGAUAUUGAACCAGGCAAUUGUUUACAUAAUAUUAAACGCAUCAUCGGAAAAGAUUUAUUAGAUGAAGAUAUUCAAAAUAGAAAAUCAAAUUGGGAUUUCAAAUUAGUUGAAGGCAAUAACAAAAUGGCAGCAUUUCAAGUAAAAACUAAAGAUGGACGGUGUAUUGUAUCUCCUGAACAGGCAGCCGCACAUGUCUACAAAAAAUUAAUAAACGCCGCGAAAUCAACACAAGAGAGUGAAAAUUGUAAGGCAAAAGUCGUUCUUACAAUUCCUGUUGCAUUCAAUGCUGAACAAUGUGAACGCAUAAAAUCAGCUGCAAAAGCCGCAAAAAUUGAUAUUCUUUCUACAAUCUAUGAGCCAACUGCAGCUGCGAUUGCAAGCAAUGUCAUGUCUUCUGGAAAAAAUCAAAAACUUAUGAUCUUCGAUUUCGGUGGAGGCACAUUGGAUGUAACAAUUAUGGAAAUGAGCAAAGAUUCAGAAGGAGUCUUCAAGUUCAAGACUAUUGCCAUUACCGGAGACCCAGAUCUUGGUGGCGAAGUAAUCGAUGAAAUGCUCAUGGAUCAUUUUUCACAAAUUUUGGAGAAAUAUGAUUAUAAAGUCAAAACCGGUGAUGAUGAAAUGACAAGCCGUAAUCUCAGAACUCUGAGAGAUACAUGCCACAAAAUGAAAGAAGAACUUACUUACAAAAAAUCCGUGGAUUUUACCUGGCCCGGUAUUAAUUUUAAGCCAAGAGAUUCUAAAAUACUUUCAUCUAAAUUUCAAAUGAUGAUGGAAGAAAAGGGAUAUACCGAUCGCAUCAGAACAACUGUAAAGACAUGCCUUAAUAAAGCCAAUUACAAACCAAAAGAUGUUGACAAAGUUAUAUGUGUUGGUGGUUCUUCCGUUAUGAAAGUAGUAAAAAAGACACUUGAAGAUAUUUUUGAUGAAGAAAAAAUAUCAAUAAGCAAACAUCCUGAAGAAGAUAUAGCUAAAGGAGCUGCAAUUUAUGCUUAUUUACUUCACUCUGGAGGUGUUAAAAAUGUUCUUAACACUCCCCCGCCAACAAGACAAAAAUGUCCAGUUUCAAUUAUUGUUGAAAACAAUUUACCAUUUUCUAUUGGUUAUACAGAUGCAUAUGGUGAUAUGGAUGAAAUUUUUGAGAAAGGAAUCGUAAUCCCUGUAAGUAGAACAAUUAGUGUUAGUAGUGCUUCGAAUACACAAUCCAAUAUGUAUUUGAGAGUUUGCUACAGAAAUGAUUAUGAUGAAAAUCCAAAAUCAUUAACAUCUUAUAUCAUUGACUAUAAUGGAGCAAGAGGCGACAAAGUAAAGGAAACAUGGUCAAUUGAUGCAGGUGGAAAUCUUACAAUUACUUCUGUUCUUGCUUCAUCCGGAAAAAUAAUCUCUAAGAAUGUUGGUUUGUUUGAAACAUCAAGUGAAAUUUAUUGUGAUUCUGAAAAUGACAUAACAUUUGAUUGCGCUCAUAACUCCGAAAUUAAUAGAAGAAAUGAAAUUUCUAGUGAUUCAGGAAAUGAUCGAAGAAAUGAAAGUCAACAUGAUCCUGAGAUGGACUCAAUCAAGCAGCAAAUUCGAGAUGAAAUUUCUAAUGCAAUAAAGAAAAUGAAAAUUCUCCCACAGUUGAAGUCCAUAAAAGUACAACUCGAUGAAAUAAGCCGAUGGUUAGAUUCAGAUGAGAAAAGAACAAAAGAAGAAUACAACAAGAAACUUGAAGAAGUUCGAAAUCUUGUUCAAAGAGGUCGAGCGCCUGAUGUAUCUGCUGGCAUUAAUAGAAGACCUGAAAUCACUCGCAACUCUGAAAAUGAUCGAAGAACUGAAAUCACUCGCAACUCUGAAAAUGAUAAUUCGUCUGAAAGUUCCAGUUUUUCUGAUACUGAUUCAUCGACAGUAAGUUCUAGUGAUUCAGGAAAUGAUCGAAGAAAUGAAAGUCAACAUGAUCCUGAGAUGGACUCAAUCAAGCAGCAAAUUCGAGAUGAAAUUUCUAAUGCAAUAAAGAAAAUGAAAAUUCUCCCACAGUUGAAGUCCAUAAAAGUACAACUCGAUGAAAUAAGCCGAUGGUUAGAUUCAGAUGAGAAAAGAACAAAAGAAGAAUACAACAAGAAACUUGAAGAAGUUCGAAAUCUUGUUCAAAGAGGUCGAGCGCCUGAUGUAUCUGCUGGCAUUAAUAGAAGACCUGAAAUCACUCGCAACUCUGAAAAUGAUCGAAGAACUGAAAUCACUCGCAACUCUGAAAAUGAUAAUUCGUCUGAAAGUUCCAGUUUUUCUGAUACUGAUUCAUCGACAGUAAGUUCUAGUGAUUCAGGAAAUGAUCGAAGAAAUGAAAGUCAACAUGAUCCUGAGAUGGACUCAAUCAAGCAGCAAAUUCGAGAUGAAAUUUCUAAUGCAAUAAAGAAAAUGAAAAUUCUCCCACAGUUGAAGUCCAUAAAAGUACAACUCGAUGAAAUAAGCCGAUGGUUAGAUUCAGAUGAGAAAAGAACAAAAGAAGAAUACAACAAGAAACUUGAAGAAGUUCGAAAUCUUGUUCAAAGAGGUCGAGCGCCUGAUGUAUCUGCUGGCAUUAAUAGAAGACCUGAAAUCACUCGCAACUCUGAAAAUGAUAGGAGAAAUGAAAGCACUAAUAACUCUGAAAAUGAUAGAAGACCUGAAAUCACUCGCAACUCUGAAAAUGAUAGGAGAAAUGAAAGUCCGCAUGAUUCUGAGAUAGAUUCAAUCAAACAGCAAAUUCGCGAUGAAAUUUCCAAAGGAAGAGAUUCGGUUUCGAGACGUCCUGUUUUGAGGGUUAUGAAAGGACCGCAACUUGAUGAAAUAAGUCGAUGGUUAGAUUCAGAUGAGAAAAGAACAAAAGAAGAAUACAACAAGAAACUUGAAGAAGUUCGAAAUCUCAAUAAAAGAUAUCAAACGACUGAUGCAUCGACUGAUGAUAAUAGAAGAACUGAAAGUUUUCAUAAUCCUGAAAUUAAUCGAAGAACUGAAACCACUCGCAACUCUGAAAAUGAUCGAAGAGAUGAAAGUCAACAUGAUCCUGAGAUGGACUCAAUCAAGCAGCAAAUUCGAGAUGAAAUUUCUAAUGCAAUAAAGAAAAUGAAAAUUCUCCCACAGUUGAAGUCCAUAAAAGUACAACUCGAUGAAAUAAGCCGAUGGUUAGAUUCAGAUGAGAAAAGAACAAAAGAAGAAUACAACAAGAAACUUGAAGCGGUUCAAAACCUCACUAAGAGAGGUCAAAUGGCUAUAAGAUGA